Messenger RNA from Blastomyces dermatitidis ER-3, 4640 nucleotides. RefSeq lists its product as uncharacterized. Gene Ontology annotation, molecular function: protein phosphatase activator activity. Lineage: Eukaryota; Fungi; Ascomycota; Eurotiomycetes; Onygenales; Ajellomycetaceae. Gene Ontology annotation, biological process: protein dephosphorylation; DNA damage response. The record is from RefSeq and is a predicted model, not a curated record. The coding region runs from base 943 to 3927 and encodes 994 amino acids. The transcript is spliced from 9 exons. Gene Ontology annotation, cellular component: protein phosphatase 4 complex; nucleoplasm.
CAGUUCCAGCCUAACCCAAAGCAUCCACGCGGCUCCAAUUCCCAAUUCAGGCUGGGACAAGCAACUUAUACUGUGCUGUGCAUCCUGGACAACUUCCACCACAUCCAUCCUCCUCCGACAGCUCUCGUCUGUCUCCCGUCGCAUGUCAUUCUUUCACUUCUGAGCAAUACUCUCUUCAUCCUCUACUAUCCUGACACCGUUGUCCUCGAUCCAGCGGACCCGUUGUUGCGUUGGCCGUUGACCGAGACUUUCUCUGUGUCUGUCUCCACCACAACCAACCCUAGCACCCAUCCCAUCCCGCGUCCGCCUCCUCCUCCCACGUCCAUCAGGAUUUACCGACCAUCCGUUGACCACUACUGCUCUGUGGCCCGACCCACCUGCCAUCAUUUCGGCGUUCCAGCAUCUUCAGCUUUCUUCUUGCGAUCCCAUCCCAUCAUAGGCUCGCUGGUCACCCAUUUCUUCUUCCUGGGUUUCCCCGUCGUUCGCUUGACUCCAGCUCAACUACAGAGUACCCCGGUCGCGUCUCUCAGCAAUUUUUUUCCUCUGCGCCCACACACCGCAAGCCCGCAAACCAUACCUGGCCCUGCCGAGGCGCGCCCACCAAAGCUGCACAACACUCCCUGUGCCUAGAUCGCACUAAAUAACCAAACCCGCUUCAUCGUUUUCCGCCACGACACAUCACAUCAUUCGUAACCCUCGCUGGCUCCAUCCUAGUAUUAACGUUCCUUUGUAGAUCGCGAAACGUCCGAGAGGGAGAGCUUUUCCGUGUAUCUCUCUUGUCUCCAUUUACGCUCUUGUUCUGCCCUUGGUCUUGGCCUCUUCUCGUUUUACUCUCACAUUUUAUUUGCGAGAUUGCUUGUGCCUGGCUGCGGCUCUCACCACGCCGGUACGCUCGACUAGAGUUGGCGCCGGAGUGACGAGACGCCUCUCUUCUCUCGGAUAAUGGCAGUGGUGGCACCAGCGCCAAACGAUCGAAAGCGGGUCAAGGUCUAUGAAUUGAGAGAUAAUGACUGGUUUGAUAGAGGAACGGGCCUGUGUUCUGCACAGGUCAUCGAUGAUGAACCGAGAAUCUACGUUGAAUCGGAGGACGAGCCCGGUCGGAUGCUUCUAGAAUCCAGGAUUCGUAGAGAUGAUGGAUAUCAGAAACAGCAAGAAACGUUAAUCGUGUGGACUGAGCCUGGUGGCACGGACAUGGCGUUGAGCUUCCAGGAAGCUGAGGGAUGUGCUGUUAUCUGGGAAUUCGUAAGCAAUGUACAACAGCAAAUGCUAGCUUUCACGGGCCCGGAUGAUUCCCUCUCCGAUGAUGCUCUCGAUGCUAGCUUUACGAAUCCCGUAACACUGCCUCCGCCGGAGCUCGGAAACCUUGCUGAAAUUGAGCAACGAAUACGACAUGCCAGCAUCGGCCCUGGACGAAUUUCGCUCACCAAAUUUUUAGUCCGCGAAGAAUAUCUCCUCAAGCUUCUACCGCUGGUCAGCGAUGCUGAGGACCUAGAAAGCCUCCCGGAUCUACAUCGACUAUGUAAUAUUAUGAAGUCCAUCAUCUUGCUUAACGAUAAUACCCUAAUAGAGCUCGUCGUGAGCGAUCAUGUUAUCAGUGGUGUAGUGGGUGCGCUUGAAUAUGACCCCGAUUUCCCCGCCCACAAAGCAAACCAUCGCCAAUACCUUAACGAUCGCAGUCGAUACAAGGAAGUUGUCCCAAUUAAGGACCCUCUAAUUCUGCGCAAAAUCAGACACACCUGGCGGCUACAGUAUCUAAAAGAUGUGGUCCUCGCACGGAUCCUCGACGAUCCCACCUUUUCCGUGCUGAAUUCCCUAAUAUUCUUCAACCAAGUCGACAUCGUCCAGCACCUCCAAAACAACACCCCUUUCCUCAACGAGCUUUUCGCCGUAUUCAACCCGAAAAACAUAGACAACAAGCGGAAGGAAGACGCGGUGCAGUUCCUCCAUCAAUGUGCAGCCAUUGCGAAAAAUCUCCAAGCUCCCGCCCGCGCCAACCUCCUCGCAAACUUCAUCGGCCAUGGUCUCUUCUCCGUCAUCGCAUUUGCGGUAAAACACCCAAACCCCGCCCUGCGGACGACUGGUAUCGACAUCCUAGUUGCCUUACUAGACCACGACCCGCUCAUGAUGCGCGGAUACAUGCUGAAGGCUGUCAAUGAGAAUAGAGUGCCAUUGACGGAUACGCUCAUAGACUUGCUCCAUGCUGAGACGGACCUGGGUGUUAAGAACCAGUUGGCUGAUGCGAUCAAAGUCCUGUUGGAUCCACAGGUGCCUAUCCAGGAUCCGCUGAGUAGGGCUGGCGCAGAUUUCCUAACUAAACUGCGCGCGCAGAACCCUGCUCCCGACACCUUCGUGCAGAAUCAUUUUGAUGAAUCUGCGAAAAGGCUCUUUUUGCCGUUAAAGAAGUUGGAGUCUAGGGAAUCACUUAAUGACCUUACGUUCCAAGAAGUCUCGUUAUAUUCGCAUCUUGUUGAUAUUCUCACAUUUUUUGUUCGGCAGCAUUAUUUACGGUGUCGAGGAUUUAUGCAUGGUGAAUCACUUACGCCUAGGGUUGCGCAAUUGUUGACAGUACCGCAGAAACAUUUGAAACUAACUUCUUUGAAAUUCUUUCGCACUUUGAUAAGUUUACAAGAUACCUUCUACGUUGCGCAGAUGACCCACAACAACAUCUUCGAACUAAUCCUAAACAUCGUCUACGAAACCAUGCCGCGCGACAACCUGCUGAACUCCGCCUGUCUGGAUCUCUUCGAAUUCGUGAAGCGCGAAAACAUCAAAACCAUAAUCAUCCACGUCGUCGAGAAAUAUAGAGAUAUUCUCAAGAACAUCACGUAUGUUGACACGUUCCAGCAUCUAAUAUUUCGCUACGAUCAAUUGCAAGGAUACGGGGCGGCGGCAGAGGCGGACGCGACGUUGUUCAGCCAGGACGAGUCGGGGACCCCACGAAUGAUCAUCAACGGUGGCCAGCGGUGGCACGGAGUGAGGGGAAUGGAUGCGGCGGAGGAGGAGUACUUCGAUACGUCAGAUGACGAGGAAGAUGAGGACAAGCAGCAGCAGAUGGAUACGACGGCGACGAAUGCGAACGCGAAUGCGUCGACGGCUAUUGCGGUUAAUGGUUCUGCGUCACCCGUCCUCAAACCUCUGGUCGAUUAUCCGGAUGAUGAUGACGAGGACGCCAUGGAUAUAAAUGUCCAAGGACAACCACAGUCGUCAGACUCAGUGGUUAUCCCCAUCGACCAAGCGCAACCUCAACCGCAGCCGCAACAGCAAACACAAACACAGCCCGAAACAGCCUCGACAUCAUCUCCUGACCACCCCACCACCACCUCCAGCCCCCGCCUCCCCGCACACCGCUACACCGAGAAACGCCGGCGCGAAGAAGAUGACGAUGACGACGAACUCGUCAAGUUAUCCUCUGGCACGAAGCGGCGUAGCUCAAGCCUGAGCAGCAUCGGCUCAUCAUCCGGAAGCGUUGGAAUCGGUAUUGGUUCGUUGAGGAAGAAGAAGAGUUUUUCCGGGAUGGGGAAGAAUGAUGAACGUGAGCGUGGUGGUGCCGAUGAGACGGGGACGGGCCCUGGUGGCACUGGUGCGAAGAAGAUUUCGAUUAGUUUGAACCUGUCAUCAUUUAAGGCUGGAGCUGCGCGGGGGGGCAAGAAUGUGCCUGCGGGUGCGGGAACGAGUGUGGGAGUGGGAGUGGAGUCUGGAACGAGCCAGACAGUGGGUAGUCCCGCCGCAGCCACGUCCACCACACUCAUCGCUGAAGGAGAGGAAGAUACCCCUGAGAAGACGGAUGGCGGCAGUGGCGUUGUAGCUAGCGAUGCGAGUGAUGUUGAUGAUGAUGAUGAUGGCGGCGGUGGUGGUGGUGGUGGUGGGGCUAGUGGGGAUAGCGGAGGCCGCGAAGCCAGGAGGAGCGUUGGUGUCGGCGCCACAUAGAAAGCCGAUUUGCCCCAUGCUACCUUUUGCGUUGUGUUGCGUUGCGUUGCGUUGCGUUGCAUUGUGUUGCGUUGCGUCAUGUUGCGUUUACAUGGAAUUGAACUGCCAGGGGCGUCGUGCUAUUCCUUCCUGAUUGCUGUUGCUUGCUGAGUUUUAUUUGAACUUGGGGGCUUUUGCCUUGGGCUUUUGGCUUUGGUCUGGUUGGUGGAUGGGUGUUUGGUCGUUCCUGACUUUUGAUUUGUUCAAUUCACUUUUCUUUUGCCUCUAUGCUUUUUCUCUCUCUGCGUGUGUAUUCUCUAUAAGUGAAUGUGAAAGGGUGAAAGGUGAGGCCAAUUGUCUGUGUCAUAUGUGGAGUUCUACUUUACUUUUCUUCUGACCUGGCUCCUUAUGCCCUUUUCACACAUACUUCCCGAUCCGUGUCCGUAUAUGAUGUAUCUAUCCUACGCAUUCUCACCAUGAAUUUCCUUUUCCUUCCUUUUUUGUUUUCUCUGAAGGUUUAAAAUUAUAGGAAAGAAGAGCCAUAAGGUGUAUGAAUUGAUUUGAUACAGGGGUGAGAAAGAGGAGAGAGAAAGAUCAACACAGCCAUAUUCCUAGAUACACAAACGAAAUACUUGAGAUCAUUUUUAAAAAUGUUGUUUGCUUUGACAACUAGAUACUGCGUGAUCUCGAUAUUUUUUUCAUCUGAGUUGAGUGUAGUAAAUGUGUAAAUUCGG